Apis mellifera (honey bee) is the source of this 2241-nucleotide messenger RNA. Its product is annotated as probable serine/threonine-protein kinase DDB_G0283337. Gene Ontology annotation, cellular component: ciliary basal body; axoneme. The record is from RefSeq and is a predicted model, not a curated record. Bases 567 to 2021 code for a protein of 484 amino acids. NCBI's taxonomy places the organism in Eukaryota, Metazoa, Arthropoda, Insecta, Hymenoptera, Apidae. The transcript is spliced from 8 exons. Gene Ontology annotation, biological process: microtubule cytoskeleton organization.
UAUUAUUAAAUCUAUAUAUAUAUGUAUGCAUAAAAAAUUUAUAAUUGUGAACAUUGAUAAACUAAAGAAUUGAUACAAAGUUUAGUUACCGACUAUAGGUAACAUAAAUUGUGAUACAUUCAAGAAUUUAAGUAUUCAAUUACAGAUAUAAUUACAAAUGAAGUAUAGAAUAGUAUCGAUAGGUAUACAACAAAGUGAAGAAUGAUUAUAUUGUUGCUUAGUAACCCAUAAUAACAACUUUAAAUUUAUAUAUACGUGUACAUUACAGUGUUUUUCAUGUCAUUAUACAUUUCAUAAAAUAUAAAUUUGUUGUCUUUGUAUUAAUCAUUUAAAAUUUUUGUAAUAUCUUUUAAAUUAUUACACUAAGCAUAAGAUAAGAAAAAUUCAUAGGCAAGCAAACUUGUUAUAAUUUUCAAGAAAUGACAAGAUGUAAUAAGAGUGAAGUUAAUCUUAAAAGCACUGAUAUAUAUUUUGCAAAAUUAUCUUUGUAACCCGUAAAUUUAUAUUGAAUAGUGUACAAUCAAAAUGGACAAAGUUAUUUUGAGCAAUUAACAGCGUACAAUUCUAUGAGCGCGCAUUUGCGACGCAUUUUACUAGCAAAAUGUGUUGUAGAUGCCAGAAACAAAACCUAUAUGCGUAAAAAAAAGCAAGCAUGUAAACAAAUUGGCUGGAAACCAAAAUGUGCAAAAACAGAUAUUACAAAUAAUAUAAUUGAUAAGUUGGCAUAUGAUACUUCAUAUCAUCCAGCGGAUUUUUUAAGAAUGAAUAAUGGUUCAAAGUAUUUUUGCCAGUGUCAAGCACAGAAAUAUUUUACUACUUGUUAUGAUUGUAAUGCAAUCUGUUCAAAACCAAAAUUACAUAAUCACCUAGCUUAUAUUAAUCCGAUAUAUAAAAUAAAUGCUUCAGAGCCAUUUAUAUCAAAUAGUAGCAAUAUAAGAAAACAAUGCACAGAAUCAAAUACUAAUUAUAGAAAAAUAUUUAAUCCUAUAAAUACGAAAAGUGCAUUGAAAUUUCAUGAUGAUAGAUAUGAAGAAAAUUCAAUAUUAUGUGAAUCUUGUGGUCUUUUAUCACAAAACAUCAAUGAUGAUCUUUCAUCAGAAAUUAGCACAUCAAGAAGUGAUGAAAAUCCUGAUCAAUUUUAUGAUAAUUUAAUAGAUAAUCCAAAAAUCGAUGAAAAAGAUGAAGAAGAAACAUACGCUAAACUUAUGUAUGAAAUUACACACGAAAUAAUAGUAAAUGGUCUAUAUACUGAUGAUGAAUUAAACAAAAUAUUCAAGAAAUACAUCGAAAAAAACAAAAAAGUUUUAGAUAUGAAUCGAAUGUUAUAUGAAAUUUAUCAAUUGAAACUUGCUUUGAAUAUAUCGGAUAAUUCAGAAGAAGAAGAUAUAAAUAAUGUUGCAUAUGCUCAGCAAUUAUUAAAUAUUAGCAAAGUUCGACCACCAACACCACCGAAAGUUUUAAAUGAAGAUAGAGUAACUGAAAAAUUAAUGUGGUAUCAAAAAUUGGAUAAAAUCAAAAAUAAUUCAAUAGGCAAAAAAUCAGUUUUAUUAGUUGAUGCUAAUCCUGAAUUACGUGUAACUGAAAGAGAUGUUUUAACAUCAUUAAUAGAAGCUGAUAUCGAUCCUGAACAAGCUCGAAAAAUUUAUAAAAAACUUUCCUUCAAAAGCAAAGAUAAUUUAUUGAUUGACACGAAUUCCAUACAAGAUUCAAAUAAUGAAAUAGAAAAAAGCAAUCAAUUUAAUUCCAAUUUAAUAGAAUCAUAUAAGUUCGGAACGAAAAUCGAAAAAGAUGAAAAUCAAUUCAAAAAUGAAAAUUCAAAUAAUAAAUAUAGAAUAGAAGAAAAUGAACAAUUUAAUUCCAACUUCACAGAAUAUGAGAUCAAAACGAAAAUUGAAAAAGAUGAAAAUCAAUUCAAAAAUGAAAAUUCAAACAAUGAAUGUAAAAUAGAAGAAAACAAUUUAAAUUCUAAUUUAACAGGACAUGAGGUAUGUAAAAUAAAUAAACACAAAAAAUUUCUAUGAUUUGAUGAUCUUGUAGAACAUAAUAUUCCAUUUUAUGAAUAUAAAUAUUUUUUAGAUUGAAACGAAAAUUAAAAAAGAUGAAAAUCAACUUAAAGAUAAAAAUUUAAAAAAAAAAUAUAGAGUGAAAGAAGACGAACAACUUAAUUUUGAUUUAAAAGAAUCACAUGAUGUACAAAUAAAUGAGCAAGAAAAAGCUUCUAUGACUGAUGAUCUUAUAAUA